Messenger RNA from Adineta ricciae, 918 nucleotides. NCBI's taxonomy places the organism in Eukaryota, Metazoa, Rotifera, Eurotatoria, Adinetida, Adinetidae. The record is from the annotation of a GenBank genome assembly.
AUGUUUCUUCGUGCACCAUGCAAAGUCAAUUUAACGUUGGAUGUAUUUAAUAAAAAGGAACAUACGGAUGUUUAUCAUAAUCUUGACUCGCUUGUCGUUCUAUUUGGGCAACCAGCUGACGAACUGCGCAUCUAUAUAGAACCAACUAACAACAAGACUUCUAUUACAUUGCUAUGCAGCGAUUCUCGGCUACCAAAUGAUAAUCGAAAUUUGGCCUAUCGAGCAGCUGACGUCUAUCUUAAACAUAUUGACGAACCUUUUCAUGUAAAAAUAGAACUGGACAAGCACAUACCAGCUGAGGCGGGACUCGGUGGUGGGAGUAGCGAUGCGGCGGCUGUUUUGCGCGCUUUAAAUAUUUAUUUCAAUCAUAGGAUUGAUCAAACAACAUUAAUGGCAAUGGCAGCUCGUCUAGGCUCUGAUGUUUCGUCCUUUCUGGCAGAAAAGCCUGUGCGCAUGCGCGGCUAUGGUGAUGUUAUUGAAACACUACAUUGUGAACUACCUUCUCUAUAUGGCGUAGUCGUACGCCCCAAUACAGGCGUAUCAACAGCACAUGCAUAUGCACUUCUCGAUGCGAUUCCAAACCGACAGCCAGGCAGUAGUACCGAACAGCUUCUUUCUUGUAUACGUGCCGAUAAAGACAGUUCAAUCGAUAUUGUCACACUACUAGCAAAGAAACUUUCCAACGACUUUGAAUCUGUCAUAUUUGCUGCUUAUCCGACUAUCGCAGAAGCAUAUGAUAUGGUACUCAGUGCCGGUGCGCUGCGUGCUCUUCUGUGUGGAAGUGGUUCGGCUGUUUUCGGUCUCGCUCGAAAUAGUCAGCACGCGGAACAAUUAGUAAAUCAACUGGCUCCUCAUUUUCCUUUUGUAACCAAUGUUUCAACUGCUACUCUGGAAACGUUUACCAUCAAUCACUUUUGA